GAAACUUGGAAGAGUGAGGUCCAGAGAAUCCCUAUCCUAUUAAUUUCCCCAAUGGACAAAAACAUAACCAAGUUUCAAUUUCUCGUUGGCUUAACGGAAUUUCAGUUAAGCUACAUUUCCCUCUUCACUCUCCACUCUCCAUUUUCAACCAACCACUACUGCUUCUACUUCUUCAUUCCAUGUCCAUUCAAGCUUUUCUCGCCUCUUCUUCCUCUUCAUUCCACUCCCACCUUCACCAUUCUUCCACAACUGCAUCUCCAUCACUCCCUGCCGCACGGUGGUUCCGAUCAUACCCUUCGAAGAAGUCUCUGAAGCUGAAUUGCAGUUCAAAUGGCAAUAGCGGCGACCAGGAUUAUUUGCUGGAUGCUCCAGAAUCUGUUGGAGAUGGAUUCUCUUUUAGUGGAGGAAAAUAUUCAGAUGGGCCGAGUCCAAGUGAUGAUUGGUUUAAGCAAGGGAAAAUGAUUAGAGCCUAUUCCAAUGCUGGCACCAGUGAAAAGGCAAAAGAUCCAAUUUUUGGGCUCACUAUGGGUGCUAGCUCUCAAUCUUCUGGUAAUAGUUUCAGAUGGUUUUGUGUUGAACGCGGAAGUGCUGAUAAUCCUUCAGUGAUAUUAAUCCAUGGUUUCCCUUCACAGGCAUAUUCUUAUCGUAAAGUUCUUCCAGUACUCUCCAAGGACUAUCAUGCCAUAGCAUUUGACUGGCUAGGAUUUGGGUUUUCUGAUAAGCCUCAACCUAAAUAUGGGUUUGACUACACACUAGAUGAAUAUGUAUCAUCAUUGGAGUCACUUAUUGAUGAACUGGCUGUUACUAAAGUCUCACUUGUUGUCCAGGGAUAUUUUUCGCCAGUCGUAGUUAAGUAUGCAAGCAGUCACCAGGAAAAGAUAAACAACUUAGUACUCCUUAAUCCACCUCUAACAGCCCAACAUGCCAAGCUUCCAUCAACGUUGUCCAUAUUCAGCAACUUUCUGCUAGGUGAAAUAUUUUCACAGGAUCCCUUAAGGGCUAGUGACAAAGCUCUGACAAGCUGCGGCCCGUAUAAAAUGAAAGAAGAACAUGCAAUGGUCUAUAGAAGACCCUAUCUCACAUCUGGUUCUUCAGGCUUUGCACUAAAUGCAAUUAGCAGGACCAUGAAGAAAGAACUCAAGGGGUAUGUGGACAAUAUGCAAACAAUACUUAAGGACAAAAACUGGAAAGUUCGAACCACAAUAUGUUGGGGCCAAAGAGACCGCUGGUUGAGCUAUGAUGGAGUGGAAGAUUUCUGCAAGGAUUCCAACCAUACACUUAUUGAGGUUCCAACGGCUGGUCAUCAUGCGCAGGAAGAUUGUGGUGAAGAACUUGGACAACUUAUUUAUAAGAUACUAAGCAAAAGGAAAUAGAUCUGAGGAUAUUUUCUCAGUGCCUCUUGAUAUGAGAAUAAAGGUCACACUUGGAUUGUUGGUUACUAAAAACUCGAUCCAUGCGAGUCUUGGAUAGUAGAAAGAUACCUAUUUGUUUUUGUAUAAAGAAACUAUUGGAAGGUCAAUUCAAACUAUUGCACGUUUAAAUUUAAGUGUACAGUCAAAGCUCAUGAUAUAUUCUAAA
This is a messenger RNA of Lotus japonicus, 1578 nucleotides long. RefSeq lists its product as uncharacterized. The transcript has 13 exons. Lineage: Eukaryota; Viridiplantae; Streptophyta; Magnoliopsida; Fabales; Fabaceae. The coding region runs from base 180 to 1373 and encodes 397 amino acids. The record is from RefSeq and is a predicted model, not a curated record. Gene Ontology annotation, molecular function: epoxide hydrolase activity.